Messenger RNA from Strigops habroptila (Kakapo), 2276 nucleotides. RefSeq names its product prolyl 4-hydroxylase subunit alpha 3 (gene P4HA3). NCBI's taxonomy places the organism in Eukaryota, Metazoa, Chordata, Aves, Psittaciformes, Psittacidae. Gene Ontology annotation, biological process: peptidyl-proline hydroxylation to 4-hydroxy-L-proline. Gene Ontology annotation, cellular component: endoplasmic reticulum. Gene Ontology annotation, molecular function: L-ascorbic acid binding; procollagen-proline 4-dioxygenase activity; iron ion binding. Bases 16 to 1686 code for a protein of 556 amino acids. The transcript is spliced from 13 exons. The record is from RefSeq and is a predicted model, not a curated record.
GUGGCUGCGGGGCCGAUGCGGGCGCUGGGGCUCGGGGUGCUGCUGGCGCUGCUGCCGCCGCCCGCCCCGGCAGAGACCUUCAGCGCCAUGAGGAGCGUGCGGGCGGCGAUGGGCGCCGAGGGCCGCCUGCUCCGCCGGCUCCGCGCCUACCUGCGGGAGGAGAGCGCCCGCCUGCGCCGCCUGACCAGGUUCUAUGAGAAGGUCCAAGCGCUGCACCAGGACCCCCAGGCCUCGGUGGACAACCCCUUGUUGGCCUUCAGCCUCAUCAAGCGUCUCUACUCCGACUGGCCCAAUAUUGUCUACAGUGAUGAGGCCACCGAGAACACCCAGGCUCUCCACGAUGGCUUCCAGGAGGUGGAGCAGGAGCUGCCGGGAGCCGAGGACCUGGACGGGGCCGCGCGGGCGCUGAUGCGGCUGCAGGACGUGUACGGGCUCAGUGUCAAGGGCAUGGCCAACGGCGUCUUCCAGCGCGCCGGGGCUGCCCGCCCACCCCUCUACAGCCCCGGCCGGCGCGUGGCCCUCUCUGCCGACGACUGCUUCCACGUGGGCAAGGUGGCCUAUGACACGGGUGACUAUUAUCACUCCAUCGCGUGGCUGGAGGAGGCCGUCGGCCUUUUCCGCCUCUCCUACGGCAGCUGGAACCCGGAGGACCGGAGCAGCCUGGAGGAUGCUCUGGACCAUCUCGCCUUCUCCUACUUCAUGGCUGGAAACGUCUCCCAUGCCUUGAGCCUCUCCAGGGAGCUUCUCCAUUAUGACCCCAGUAACCGAAGAGUGUUGAGGAACGUGGUCAAGUACGAGGAGCUGCUGGAGAAAGGGACAGUGACAAGCGCUGAGCCCCUGCGGCGUCCCAAUGGCACCCAUCUACAGAGCCGUGAUGCUUACGAGGAGCUGUGUCAGCGCCCGAGGGGGCAGUCAGGCCCAGAGCAUCUCCCACACCUCGUCUGCUCCUAUGAGACCAACGGCAGCCCCUACCUCCUGCUCCAGCCUGCCAAGAAGGAGAUGGUCCAGACCCAACCCUAUGUGGCUUUGUACCAUGAUUUCAUCAGCGACGCCGAGGCUGAGACCAUCAAGGGGCUGGCUGGGCCCUGGCUGCAGAGGUCCGUGGUCGCCUCUGGGGAGAAGCAGCAGAAAGCCGAGUACCGGAUAAGCAAGAGCGCUUGGCUGAAGGACACGGCUGACCCGGUGGUGCGGGCGCUGGAGCAGCGCAUCGGUGCUGUCACCGGCCUGGACCUGAGGCCACCCUACGCCGAGUACCUGCAGGUGGUCAACUAUGGGCUGGGAGGCCACUACGAGCCACACUUCGACCAUGCUACGGCCAAGCCGCAUCCACACAGGACUGACCAUUCCCAUGGGAAUGACCACCCCACCUCCUCACUCUCGGGGCAGUCCAGGAAGAGCCCCCUUUACAGGAUGAAGUCGGGCAACAGGAUCGCCACGGUCAUGAUCUACCUGAGCGCAGUGGAAGCUGGUGGCUCCACCGCCUUCAUCUCCGCUAACUUCAGCGUGCCCGUGGUCAAGAACGCGGCUCUCUUCUGGUGGAACCUGCGUCGGAACGGGGCUGGGGCCGGGGACACGCUGCACGCUGCCUGCCCCGUGCUGGCCGGGGACAAAUGGGUGGCCAAUAAGUGGAUCCAUGAGUACGGGCAGGAAUUCCGGAGGCCGUGCAGCGCUGACCCACAAGAAUGAGUCGCUGUGGGCGCAUGGAUGUGGCACCCAUGGGUGCAUCCAUGAGCUGCAUCCAAAGGGGUGGCAGUGGCAUUGGGUGCUAUUGGGGGUGGUGGUGCUUGCUCGACCAGGGCCAAAUCUGGUGGAAAUAAAGACAAUAAAGUGGAGUCUGGAGGGAAUAUUCCAGUGUGGUAUCCCAUGGGAUGAUGUGGGGGGUGUAAAUGUCUGUGUCCCCCCUCACCUGAUUCCAGCCUGGAUCCUAAAUGUACCCUCAAGCUCCCUCCUCCAGCCCUAGAUGGAAAGGGCUAACAGGGCUGGUGGUGACAGGGCAUUCCAAUGGACAUCAGUAGGCUUCAGAGUGAACACAGCGGCCACAGGGAACCAGAGCAAAGAGGAUUCACUCUCCUUCCUCCACUAAACCUGCUGCAGCGCCUGGACCUGACUGUGUAGCUCCACGCUCCUCUUCCAUCCCAGCAACAGCACAGGGGCCCCUUUCUCUGCAUCCCAAAGGGGUUUGGGAUUUCUCCUUCACAAGGCAGCGGCUGUAAGAGGGGAUUUGGGGAGGGAGAAGGAAGCUGCUGCCUUCCAGCUGCCCAUGUGUGGAUCACGCU